Polyodon spathula (Mississippi paddlefish) is the source of this 2239-nucleotide messenger RNA. RefSeq names its product patatin-like phospholipase domain containing 2 (gene pnpla2). The record is from RefSeq and is a predicted model, not a curated record. Gene Ontology annotation, biological process: lipid homeostasis; positive regulation of triglyceride catabolic process; triglyceride catabolic process. NCBI's taxonomy places the organism in Eukaryota, Metazoa, Chordata, Actinopteri, Acipenseriformes, Polyodontidae. Gene Ontology annotation, molecular function: triacylglycerol lipase activity. Bases 404 to 1870 code for a protein of 488 amino acids. Gene Ontology annotation, cellular component: membrane; cytoplasm; lipid droplet. The transcript is spliced from 9 exons.
UGAGUGACAGCGAGGCCGGCGCCUUGAGCCGGCGGGCAGGGACGCGGGCAGGCAGAGGGUGUGAGGACCGAGAGAGGGCAACCGGCCGGAAUAGUGAAAUGAAAUACUAACAGCCGCCGCCGAGACAGCAGCAGCUUCCGCCGUUAUUAUUAUUAUUAUUAUUAUUAUUAUUGAGUUUUCGGUUAGAUAUUCUGUGUGUUGAAAAUGUGACCCGCCUGGUUAAUUUUCAGGGGCGCAUACAGGUAAACCGAAGCGGUGUUUGCGCAGGUGACAGCCCGGGCUGUCCGCUGUGCUACUGUCGCGUUUUUGGACCGCUGCUUGUUUAGUUUGUAUAUUUCUAUCUGUUGUAAACACACGCCACUCGUGUGUGUGUGUGUGUGUGUGUGUGUGUGUGUGUGUGAAGAUGUUUCCCCUGGACUCCUCUUGGAAUAUCUCCUUCGCUGGAUGCGGGUUUCUGGGGAUCUAUCACAUCGGAGUCGCCAGCUGCCUGCGGGAACAUGCCCCGUUCUUAGUGGACAAUGCCAAAAAUAUCUACGGGGCCUCGGCCGGGGCGCUCACCGCUUCUGCCCUGGUCAGCGGAGCCUGCCUGGGAGAGGCUGGGGCGAACAUCAUUGAGGUUUCGAAGGAGGCUCGGAGGCGCUUCCUGGGGCCCCUGCACCCCUCUUUCAACCUGGUGAAGAUCAUCAGGGGCCACCUGUACAAGACCCUACCGGCCGACGCGCACCUGCUGGCCAGCGGCCGCCUGGGCAUCUCCCUGACCCGCGUCUCGGACGGGGAGAAUGUGCUAGUGUCCCAGUUCAACACCAAGGAGGAGCUGGUGCAGGCGUGUGUUUGCAGCGCGUUCAUCCCGGUGUACUGUGGACUGAUUCCUCCAACUCUGCAGGGCGUGAGGUACGUGGACGGAGGGAUCACAGACAACCUUCCACAGUACGAGCUGAAGAACACCAUCACCGUGUCCCCCUUCUCCGGGGAGAGUGACAUCUGCCCUCGAGACCCGUCCACCAACAUCCACGAGCUGAGAGUCACCAACACCAGCAUCCAGUUCACCCUCACCAACCUGUACCGGCUCUCCAAGGCUCUGUUCCCUCCGGACCCCCAGGUGAUGAAGGUCAUGUGCAAGCAGGGCUACAAGGACGGCCUGGAUUUCAUCAGGAGAAACGGGCUGCUGCAGUUCAGACUUCCUGUGCAGGGCCCCUCCUUGCUGAGUGUAGAGGAGGAGGAGGAGGAAGAGGAGGAGGGGGGGAUGAUGGAGGGAGCGAGGCCCAUGGUCGCUGCCAGCUCCAGUAUGGAGGAUCACAUCUUCGAGCACCUGCCUCCUAGACUGCACCAAGCUCUGGUGGAGGCCUGCAGGGAGAGGAGGAGUCUGUUCAGCUCCAUGUCCAACCUGUUACCGAUCAGACUGGCCUCUGCAAUGAUGCUGCCCUGCACCCUGCCGCUGGAGUCUGCUAUGUCCUUCACUGUGAGGUUGCUGGAGUGGCUCCCGGACAUCCCUGAGGAUAUCGAGUGGAUGAAAGAGCAGAGCCGCAACGUGCUUCACUACCUGCUGAGGAGUGCCAAGAAGAGUUUGAGCCAUCACCUCUCAGCCAGGCUGUCCUAUCACCUGGAGCUGCGCCGCUGUCAAUCUCUGCCCCUGCCUGUGGGCUCCGGGGGCUCCGGCGAGCAGCUGCAGGGCUGGGUGCGGAACAGCACCUCCAUGAUGGGCCUGAUUCUCAAGGUGGAGGAGUACCAGCGCCAGCUCCUCCCAGGCCUGCUGUGCAUCAACCUGGACAUGCAGGCCUCGCUGAGCCAUGAGGGGCUGGAGAUGAGACCCCUCCAGCUCUCCCUGCCCCAGGACACAGCCAUGGCUGCCCUUCCGACAGGCACUGCUUAGGACAGGCAUGGUGCCUGCUAGGACCCCUGCUUCUCUUCAGUCAGGCAGUACCCUGGACACCCUGAAUACCUUUUUAAGACCUGUCUUGUCUUCCAACGGGCACUGUCCUCAGAAAACGCUUUAUUCUUCCCUUUGAUAAAAUGUACAAACGGCUCUCGUGUUGGUCUGAAGGAGGCUGAGCUCUUUGUUUAUUUUUAUUCAAGCAGUUUAUUGUAGAUUUUUAGUUUUUUUUGCAGUAUUUUUUCUGUAAGAGAGACGCUCGUCACUAAAGCUGAUCUUUGGAGUUCGGUGAUACUAAAGACUCUCCAGCGAGUAACACAGCAGCAAUGUAAAGAACAAAAUGACUAACAAUAUAACAGCGUGACUAAU